AUGAAGUCUACUAUCAUCCUCGCUUUGGCUAGUAUUGCCAUUGCGGCUCCCACCCGCACCAUUGAGAACCGCCAGCUGCCCAGUUUCGGUUCUAGCAGUGCUACCGGCAGUGGAUUGGAUGCGUGGAAGUCGCUCAUCCCAGGACUCUCGGGGUCUGGCGGCUCCGACAGCUCGUCGGGCAGUGGAUUCAGUAUCCCCGGCUUGGGAUCUUCAACCGAGAAUGGUGUGACCAAGAAUGAGGGCUGCAAGGAAUUCACGUUCAUCUUUGCACGCGGAACUACCGAGAUGGGUAAUAUGGGCUCGGUCGUUGGACCACCCGUCGCCACGCAGUUGAAGUCACUGACCGGCGACAAGGUCACCGUGCAGGGCGUGACAUACCCGGCAGAUGCAGCGGGCAACGCACUGAUGGGUGCAAGCGGCGGCCCCGUGAUGGCCAAGCUCGUCGAUCAGGCUCUUAGCCAGUGCCCUAAGACCAAGAUCUUGCUAGGCGGAUACUCGCAGGGUGCGAUGGUCGUUCACAAUGCUGCCAAGAGCCUCACUGCAGGCCAGAUUGCUGCUGCGGUUCUUUUCGGUGACCCUUUGAAAACCCAGUCUGUCGGUAAACUUGCCAGCGAUAAAGUUAAGGAAUUCUGUCACCUUGGUGACCCCGUCUGCUUGAACGGGGCAAAUGCGAUGGCGCAUAUCACUUAUGGAACUGAUGCCGAGGCGGCUGCGAAGUUUUUGGUUGAAGCUGCUGGAGUUUCCACUUCUUCGUAG
Molecule: messenger RNA, 756 nt
Organism: Penicillium concentricum
Lineage: Eukaryota; Fungi; Ascomycota; Eurotiomycetes; Eurotiales; Aspergillaceae
Exons: 3
Coding region: 1-756 (251 amino acids)
Biological process (GO): carbohydrate catabolic process
Cellular component (GO): extracellular region
Molecular function (GO): cutinase activity
Source: RefSeq, a predicted model, not a curated record